AUGGGCAACGUAGUCAGCCACGUCAUGCGCCACCACCGCGGCAGCACUCUCGCGCGCCGCGAAAUCGAAGACGUCCUCAAUCGUCUCUCCGUGCUCGCCGAAGUCAAAGCUCGCAACCACCACUCACGAGUCACUUCGCACCCGAUUGAUGCGGAAAUUUUGCCGAUUGAAAAAGUCGUGCGCAAGGUCCAUUUGGCGCAUUGUGGGGUUUCGAGUGGGAAUGUCAAAGCUGUGCAGGAUGCGAUUGAGGAGCAUUUUGGGUAUUAUAUGGUUGGGGAUGUUGUCGAAGGAUUAUCCGCCGUCCUCACCGAAACCAUCGACCAUCUCAUGAACACACUCUCCUCCAAAAACAGCAGUGAAUUCACCAGCUACGCCAUCACCAUCGGCAACACGGGCAGCAUCGGGCGCAUCGACAUAUACAUGUUUUACUACAAAUUCGCCAGUCCGCACGUCGCGCGCAUGCUGAGUAAUUGUCUCAUUACUUCCUUGGUGGUGUCCAUGGUCGAGCCGUCGAAAUUGCGUCUGGAUGAUGUGAGGGCUUUGGCGAAAGCGCCGUAUUCUUCUCCGCUGCCGGGUGAGAGUGAGAGGGAGGCGGAUGAGAGGUUGGAGAGGAUUGAGAAUUUGUUGGUGCAGGUUACGCAGACGGCUUUGGGGAAGGCUUUGCAGAGGUCGGCUUCGGCUUGA
Molecule: messenger RNA, 684 nt
Organism: Sphaerulina musiva SO2202
Lineage: Eukaryota; Fungi; Ascomycota; Dothideomycetes; Mycosphaerellales; Mycosphaerellaceae
Exons: 2
Coding region: 1-684 (227 amino acids)
Source: RefSeq, a predicted model, not a curated record